GAAAUAUCUAUCCGUCAAUAAACCGCCAGAGUUAAGUUAUGUAAACCCCGGUUCGACGAAUAUGCCGUAAUGCGCAUAAAAUGAAAAUAUCUCGUUAUCUUUAUCUUUCGAGGGUUCGGAUUCAUGUUUUGGGAACAAGUAACCUCUUCUCUGCAACUAUGGGUGAAUUUCGGUUCUAACUGUAAUCAAUCUUCCCCUUGUGAACUCGUGAUAGCAAUCCGAUGUCCCUAUGUGUCAGUGCUGGUAAUAUCAAUAGGUGCAUGUUAUUCAAAUCCUCAAGCUACUUGUGGAUGAUACUGCAUUAAAUUUAACUGCAAGAUUUGGGGCAAAUUGUGCCGGGUAUCUUAGGGCUCGAGCAGUUCUUAGCCACUUGAGGCGGAACUGUUUUCUGUGUUGGAAAGGAGCUUCUUAACCUUGAGGGAAUUAUGGCAAGCAUGGAAUCAAUUUGCUGUGGAUGGAGCUACCAUCGUGAACAAGUUAUUUUAUUAUGUUAUGUUUAUGUCAGGCACUUUGGUGGUCUGUUCAAAUUUUAUUUCACAUCCUCAGUUAGAUAUGUUUCCUGAGACCAUGGACGAAGAUUUAACAUAAAUAUCUGGCACUCUUAGUACAGUACAGUACAGUACAAAGAUGUAAGAUAACAGGAAUCCAAUGACAACCGUUAUCAUUUGCCAAAAUGGAGUUGACCUUCCUCUUGAUUCUGUCCGUGUAGCAUAUUAAUUUGCUCCUUCGCGAAUAAUUCUGGUUCAUAUGUACUAUACCUUAAGAGAAGAACAAAGCAAUCAUGAAACAAUUUGUUGAGAACAAACUUUUUUAGUUGUAAGCAUGGGAGUCACUAGAGGUUCUGAAAUCUUUGUUGCAGCUUUAGCAGUUUCACACUCGCAAAGACAAAGGGUGGAAACAAAGGAGUGCCGUGGAACUGAAAAAGCAGUGGAUGCAUGAAAACUCUAUCUUUUGUCCUUGUCACAAGAUAGUGGAAGUAUUUUAAUUUGUAAUCUCUUUACAUAAAUAUAAUUAAGCACACAGACAGUAAAUAAUUGAUAUUAGUUGACAGAGGCCAUAUAUUGUUUGGAGCGUGUUUUAGGCUCAAUGCCUAUUGUGGGUUGUAUGUUAAUGGCUGCUAUUUUCCAGCCUUUUGGUGAACAUCAAGUUGCUUUUUUAGUAGUAGGAUUGUCAGGUUUGUGCACAUCUCAGGAAUGGAGAGCCACAGGAUUGUAUUGUUUGGAUCAUCCUGUCUUCUUUUCGGAUAAUCUUCAACUGAACAAGAAAGAUCUUAGCUUUCAUUUUUGAAGUCUAUUACCUCCAUCUUCUCAUCUUGCAAGAACAAAUGGAGCGUUAUAAGGUAAUCAAGCAAUUGGGGGAUGGCACAUAUGGAAAUGUUUGGAAGGCUGUUAAUAGGCAGACUGAUGAAAUUGUUGCUAUUAAAAAAAUGAAGAGGAAAUAUUACUCGUGGGACGAAUGCAUGAAUCUUAGAGAAGUUAAAUCUCUGCGCAAGUUGAAUCAUGCUAAUAUUGUAAAGCUGAAGGAGGUUAUAAGACAAGAUAAUCACUUAUAUUUUGUCUUUGAGUAUAUGGAAUACAAUCUGUAUCAGAUAAUAAAAGAUAGAAACAAGCUUUUUCCUGAGUCAAAAAUUCGGAACUGGUGCUUCCAAGUGUUCCAGGGUCUUGCAUAUAUUCAUCAUCACGGAUAUUUUCACCGUGAUCUUAAACCUGAAAAUUUACUGGUGACUAAAGAUGUUAUCAAAAUAGCAGAUUUUGGUCUUGCUCGUGAGAUUUGCUCGAGUCCUCCGUAUACUGAUUAUGUCUCAACACGAUGGUAUCGUGCUCCUGAAAUCUUGCUUCAAUCAACGCACUACGAUGCCUCAAUUGAUAUGUGGGCUAUGGGAACUAUCAUGGCAGAACUUUUCACAUUUCAACCACUGUUUCCUGGAUCCAGUGAAGGAGAUCAGAUCUACAAGAUCUGCAGCAUUAUUGGCAAUCCAAAUCAUCAGACAUGGCCAGAAGGUUUAAGACUUGCUGCUUCUAUGAAUUACCAAUUUCCUCAGUUCAAAUCAACCAAUCUUUCAUUGAUAAUACCAAAUGCAAGCGCAGAAGCCAUUGAUCUGAUGAAUUCUCUUCUAUCAUGGGAUCCAGUUAAGAGGCCAACUGCAGCUGAAUGUCUUCGGCAUCCUUUCUUCCAGCCAUGUUUGUACAUACCUCCAUCACUCCGAAUGAGAGAAAUGCAUCUGAAGCACCAUUCUCUGGGCAAAGAAGCUUUUGGAAAGAAUUCUGAGAAGCAAAAUAUUGAUUCAUCGAUUCUGAAAGCGCCUAGUAUUUUGCCAACUGGAAAGAAACAGUUAUUUUUAUCCACAGAGUUUCAAGGAAAAGGAGCAAGUGAAAGACAAAAUACAAACCCUGAGCGUUAUGUGGUCAGAAAUACCAAACAGGGCCAGUUUCAACUCCGUGGCAGUAGACAAGGUGCCUUAUGUGGGAGCAAUAAUGGAGAGGGCUUCAAGGAUGUCCCUGUUGGCUUGUCAGAAAGGAAAAUGGGGAGACGAGCUCUAGGACGUUCAUCUGGAACAGCAGGCACACAUUCAAAAGUUGGGUUUACUGAACCAUAUAUGGAUAUUACUACUGCCAAAAGCAGAGGGCCUUCUCUACAACCUCUGCAUUUUAAUAAUCACACUACAGGCAAUCAUUCUCACAGGUCAAGAGCAUGAUAAGUGAGAAAUGUGGCAUUGUUAAUUGAAUUCAUCUUUGCGGAAGAUUUGUGUCCUCUAACCUCCCUUUGAAAACUUAAAAAGAUUUUCCUAUGAUCUAUAAAACAGGCUGCGUUUCAUACUGUCUUCCGAAGUAUGGUUUAUUACUUUAUAAUAAUAUAUUGAAUUAUAGGAAUUUAUGUUGUA
Messenger RNA from Cryptomeria japonica (Japanese cedar), 2881 nucleotides. Its product is annotated as cyclin-dependent kinase F-4. The record is from RefSeq and is a predicted model, not a curated record. Lineage: Eukaryota; Viridiplantae; Streptophyta; Pinopsida; Cupressales; Cupressaceae. Gene Ontology annotation, biological process: protein phosphorylation; intracellular signal transduction. Gene Ontology annotation, cellular component: nucleus; cytoplasm. The transcript has 21 exons. Gene Ontology annotation, molecular function: protein serine/threonine kinase activity; ATP binding. Bases 1325 to 2695 code for a protein of 456 amino acids.